AUGCCUGAGAUAAGAGAAGCCUCUCUUCAGAGACAAGUGAACGAAGGCAUCUUUCCACAGAUGGAGGUGACUCCACAGACGGAGCAGGAGAUGGAAGAGCAGGAUCCAGAAAGACCUGGGACUGGAAAAAGAAUACUCCCUUCCAGUGUGCAAUCUCUGCCUGGCCUGACCUCUGAUGAGGGAAUCUGCUUUUUCUUCCAGGGUCCCUUUUCCUUUGAGGAGGUGUCCGUCCCUUUCACGGAGGCAGAGUGGGCCCUACUGGAUCCGGACCAAAGAGCUCUGUACAGGGAAGUCAUGCUGGAGAACUACGGGAACGUGGCCGAUGAUCCGACGAAUGAGGAGGGUGAGGAACUACGUCUGCGUUUACCGGAUAAAGUUAUUAAUAAAGACAUGAAAGGAAAUGUAAGGUAUCAAGGCAGACCCAAGAGAAAGAAGGACAGCCAUUUUGUUGAGAAGAGAAAUGGAAGAAGGCAUAAUGUACUUUUCCCCAAGCGCAAUAGAAUGGAGAUGAGUCAGUCCAUUAAGUAUGGAAAGGACAUAAGAUAUAGAUCACAGCUUCUAGUGAACCAAAGAAUAGAAAAACGACAUAAAUCUUUUGAAAACUCAAAGUGUGGAAAGAAAGUCAGUCAAAAUGGCAAGCUUCAGCAGCGUCAAAGAACUCACAAAGAGGAUAAACAGUUUGAAUGCUCAGCAGGUGGAAAGAAAUUCGUGUUCAAUGGCAAUCUUCAGCAGCAUCAAAGAUCCCACACAGGGGAGAAACCUUUUGAAUGCACAGAGUGUGGAAAGAGAUUCAGUACAAGUGGCAGCCUUCAACUGCAUCAGAGAACACACACAGGAGAGAAACCUUUUGAAUGCUCAGAAUGUGGAAAGAGAUUCAGUCACAGUGGCAACCUUCAACUGCAUCAGAGGACCCACACAGGGGAGAAACCUUUUGAAUGCUCAGAGUGUGGAAAGAGAUUCAGUCAGAGUGGCAACCUUCAAUUGCAUCAGAGAACCCACACAGGAGAGAAGCCUUUUGAAUGCUCAGAAUGUGGAAAGAGAUUCAGUCACAGUGGCCGCCUUCAACUGCAUCAGAGAACCCACACAGGAGAGAAACCUUUUGAAUGCUCAGAAUGUGGAAAGAGAUUUAGUCACAGUGACACUCUUCAAAAGCAUCAGAGAAUCCACACAGGAGAGAAACCUUUUGAAUGCUCAGAGUGUGGAAAGAGAUUCAUGUGGAGUAGUAGUCUUCGAUGGCACCAGAGAACCCACACAGGAGAGAAACCUUUUGAAUGCUCAGAGUGUGGAAAGAGAUUCAGUCACAGCAGCAAUCUUCAAAAGCAUCAGAGAACCCACAGAGGAGAGAAACCUUUUGAAUGCUCAGAAUGUGGAAAGAGAUUCAGUCAGAGUGGCCAUCUUCAAAGGCAUCAGAGAACCCACACAGGAGAGAAACCUUUUGAAUGUUCAGAAUGUGGAAAGAGAUUCGGUUACAGUAGCACUCUUCAAACGCAUCAGAGAACCCACACAGGAGAGAAACCUUUUGACUGCUCAGUAUGUGGAAAGAGAUUCAGUCAGAGUGGCAACUUUCAACUGCAUCAGAGGACCCACACAGGGGAGAAACCUUUUGAGUCCUUAGAGUGUGCAAAGGGAUGA
This is a messenger RNA of Heteronotia binoei (common prickly gecko), 1632 nucleotides long. RefSeq names its product zinc finger protein OZF-like. NCBI's taxonomy places the organism in Eukaryota, Metazoa, Chordata, Lepidosauria, Squamata, Gekkonidae. The transcript has 4 exons. Gene Ontology annotation, cellular component: PcG protein complex; transcription regulator complex. The record is from RefSeq and is a predicted model, not a curated record. Gene Ontology annotation, molecular function: RNA polymerase II cis-regulatory region sequence-specific DNA binding; DNA-binding transcription factor activity, RNA polymerase II-specific. Gene Ontology annotation, biological process: regulation of transcription by RNA polymerase II. Bases 1 to 1632 code for a protein of 543 amino acids.